GUCUCAACAUCGAACCAUUCUCUUUAGUGUUUGCCCUGUCUCUCCCAUGUCUGCUUGUCCACCGCCCACGAUUUGAUUUAAAAAUUACAUAAAUGAGCCCUUGAAACUGGCCAUUUAGUAACUUAGACAACACCUAACCAGUGUGUCCUAUUGAGCGGCUUCAAACCUGACAGGAGAACGCAAAGUUCCCCUAUCAUUGCUACACUGAAAAGUUUCCAAUCAAAGCCCCCCCGCUGAUAAACCCAGAACAGCAGGGAUGUCCCAGCUCCAGUUCCACUGUCCGGCGAGUCCCAUGCCCGCUGCCCCUGCCCCACGGCAACUGGGGCAGCCUCAGCUGAGGCCAUCUUUCAGCAUCCCCUGCGCUACGAGCACAUUGGCGUCGGAGAGCGCCGGCCAGCCCGUCAGGAGCUCAGCUCUCCCUGCGGGCUCAGCCACUCCCUACAGUACCAUCACAGUAUCUAACAUGGCAAACCCUAAAGAGAAGACCCCCAUGUGUUUGGUGAAUGAGUUAGCCCGUUUCAACAAGCUCCAACCUGAAUAUAAGCUACUGAGCGAGCAAGGACCGGCUCACUCCAAAAUUUUCUCAGUGCGGCUCACCCUGGGAGAUCAGCACUGGGAUGCCGAGGGGACCAGCAUCAAGAAGGCUCAGCAUUCCGCCGCUACGUCUGCCCUGGCUGAGACUGUACUUCCAAAGCCCACCAUCAGGACACCACGCAACAUAGGCAAGAACUCAGAUGGUAUGAUUCAAAUCAUGGAGUUGAACGCAUUGUGCUCAAAACUUAGUAAAAAGCCCAUAUACAAACCCAUCGACCAAUACCCAAUGAGACCGCCACACAUGAGUUAUGGUGUCCGUGUUGCGGGGCCCUAUCAGCGCUCUAUGCAACAUUACUACUACCCAUUUGCUCCCAUGGGACCAAUGAUCUACCACAUGGAACUUUCCAUCGGAGGCCAGCAGUUUAUCGGGAAGGGACGCACGCGGCAGCUCGCCAAGCAGGACGCCGCCAUCAAGGCCCUGAAAGUGCUGCAGAGGGAGCCCAUAUUGCAGCAAAUGUCAGAGGUGAACGAAGAGCCUGAAGAAGAAAACCUCAACAAGUCAGAAAUCAGUCAAGUGUUUGAAAUUGCACUGAAGCGCAACCUGCCUGUAAAUUUUGAGGUGUUAAAAGAAGAAGGUCCGCCGCACAUCAAGAGCUUCGUGGUGCGCGUUGCAGUGGGAGAGUUCACCGGAGAGGGCGAGGGGAAGAGUAAAAAGAUCGCAAAGAGGUUGGCAGCUGCCGCUGUGCUCGGCGACUUGAAGAGGCUACCUCAUAUACCCAGCAUGGAGAAGACGCUGCCACGCAUCAAGAAGAAAACCAAAUCUAUUAUUAAGCUGCAGACCAGCCCGGAAUACGGCCAGGGAAUGAAUCCCAUCAGCCGUCUGGCUCAGAUCCAACAGGCCAAGAAGGAGAAGGAGCCUGAAUACAGCAUGGUGACGGAGAGAGGGCUGCCGCGGCGUCGGGAGUUCAUCAUGCAAGUGAGAGUGUGCGGCCAGUCUGCGGAGGGCAUGGGGCCGAGCAAAAAAGUGGCCAAGAAGAACGCGGCAGAGAAGAUGUUGGAGUUGCUGGGAUAUAAAGUGCCUCAGCCUCAGCCCCCUAAACCGGCACUUAAAACUGACGAGAGGACCCCUGUGAAAAAGCCUGGUGAUGGACGCAAGGUGACAUUCUUUGAGCCCGGCUCUGUAGAGGAUGUGCCCCUGGGUUACAAGGAGGAGGAGUUCCGCCUGCCUUACUUGAGCCACCAGCAGCUUCCCGCGGGCAUCCUUCCCAUGGUGCCCGAAGUGGCUCAAGCGGUCGGUGCCUGCCAAGGACCACAUACCAAGGACUAUGCCCGGGCAACACCAAACCCAGGCAAGGCCACCGUCACUGCCGUGAUUGCCAACGAACUGCUGUACGCCGGCACGUCCCACACGGCUGAGGCCAUCCUCAAGAAUAAAAGUAUCCAGACGCCCCACGGUCCCCUCACCAGGCCCUCUGAACAGCUGGCUUACCUUGCGUCUGUGCAGGGCCUGCAGGUGGAAUAUAAAGAUUUCCCCAAAAAUAAUAAGAAUGAGUUUGUAUCGCUGAUUAACUGUUCCUCCCAGCCACCGCUCAUCAGCCAUGGAAUGGGAAAAGAUGUAGAAUCCUGUCAUGAUGUGGCUGCACUUAAUAUAUUGAAACUGCUGUCAGAGUACGACCAACUGUUAAAUGAGCGGACAGGAAACGGAACAGUCUCUGGAUGUGUGAAACAGGAGGUCGAGGGCGAGCUGCACCCCAAACCGGCUAACUCAAGCACACUGGCCCCGCCCCUGGACGGCAGCGUUUAGACCAUCAGGUUGGCUAGACUGUAAAAGCACUCGAGAAAACUUGAAGACACUGCGUUCCAAGUCGCUGCAGGACAUUUUUGGCGGCUGCCAGUCAUGUUCACCGUUGCACCGUGUUCACAGUUAAACAAGAUUGAACUGAACAUUUUGGUUUUGCUCUCCUUGAUGUUGUUUAAUUGUACAUUCUUUUGUUGCUCACAAGUGGGAGUAGCUGCAUCCUGACCAGUGAUUUGGGGCUCCAGUUGAAAAUACAAACUGUGAAUUAUGUCCUGCUAACCAUUGUUUUUAAGUAUUAUGUUUUAUUACUUCCUUUAGGUUAUUCAUAAAAAAACGAGAAGCCCAUUUUUUUUUUCACCUUUGUUUAGGGUGCAGCUUUCUGCAGUGCUCUCGCUCAAAAACCACCAGUGACGUGUUACCGACAUUCGCCAUGCAGGGCCAGGAAGAAAGAGUGUGUUACUUUAAAUGUAGCGUGUGAUGUAACGUGAUGUUGUCUCCACUGUGCGUGGCAGAGCAGUCUUAACUCCCUUUCUCUCCUUUAUGUCGGCCUCCCGUCUCUUUCUGCUCCUUAUGGAAAUAAACCUGUGUGUUCAUGCGCACAAAACAAAAA
This is a messenger RNA of Hippocampus comes (tiger tail seahorse), 2942 nucleotides long. It is a transcript of the gene stau1, whose product is annotated as staufen double-stranded RNA binding protein 1. Gene Ontology annotation, cellular component: plasma membrane; neuron projection; neuronal cell body. Gene Ontology annotation, molecular function: mRNA binding; double-stranded RNA binding. Gene Ontology annotation, biological process: protein localization to synapse; anterograde dendritic transport of messenger ribonucleoprotein complex; germ cell development. Bases 257 to 2338 code for a protein of 693 amino acids. The record is from RefSeq and is a predicted model, not a curated record. The transcript has 15 exons. Lineage: Eukaryota; Metazoa; Chordata; Actinopteri; Syngnathiformes; Syngnathidae.